Molecule: messenger RNA, 2446 nt
Organism: Lycium barbarum (goji berry)
Lineage: Eukaryota; Viridiplantae; Streptophyta; Magnoliopsida; Solanales; Solanaceae
Product: monogalactosyldiacylglycerol synthase 2, chloroplastic-like
Exons: 7
Coding region: 832-2199 (455 amino acids)
Biological process (GO): glycolipid biosynthetic process
Molecular function (GO): hexosyltransferase activity
Source: RefSeq, a predicted model, not a curated record
UUUUUAUUUUUUUGAAGUGAAAAGCAUAAUUCCAGUAUCUAAAACAGCACAUUCCCUCCUCUUCUCUCUCUCUCUUAUUAUAACAGAAAAAACCACCAUAUUUGUACUGUCCUAACUCUUUAGUCUCCAUUUUCUGUAAAAAGGGUCUUAAAGGGUGUCCAAAUCUUUUUUUUUUUUUUGAAGUUUGUUAAACCAUACUGUUUCCUCCAUUUUAUGAAAAAGGGUCUUAAAGGGUGUCCAAAAGUUGAUUUUUCUUUGAAUUUGUUAAACCAUACCAUUUCCUCCAUUUUAUGAAAAAGGGUCUUAAAGGGUGUCCAAAUCUUGAAUUUUCUUAAAAUUUGUUAAACCACAUCAUUUUCUGCUAAAGGGUGUCCAAAUCUUGAUUUAAAAAAAAAGAAGAAGUGUUAAACCACACCAUUUCUUCCAUUUUCUGCAAAAGGGUCUUAGAGGGUGUCCAAAUCUUGAUUUUAAAAAAAUAAAAUUGUUAAACCAUCCCAUUUCAUCCUUACUUGUGUUGUUGAAGUCUCUGAUUCCAUUUUUAGAAAAAGAGUCUUAAAGUGUGUCAAAAUCUUGGAUUUUCUUAAAAGAUUUGAAGUUUAUAAUGUUAUUGUAACUUUACUCUACUUCUUUUUUUUGACGUUUGCCUGAAAUAGAAAGUUACCUACUAAACUUCAUCUUCUUGUCUUAAAGGGUAUCCAAAUCUUGAAUUUGGCAAAAAAAGGGUAGUUGAAUUGUUACUUUCUUUUACUGGUUGGUAUUUGACCCUUUGGAGUACAUUUUCAAGUAACCAAUUUAUAUAUUACAGAGUUGGUGCGAAAAGAGGUUAAAAAUAUGGUGACUAAGGUGACUUCUCCUAGAAAAUCAAUACACACUGUUUUAGAGAGAGUUGGUGUUUAUGGAUUUGUUGGAGGUAGUAGCCAAAAGAGAUUAAAAUAUGAUUUUCAAGAAGAUGAAGAUGAUACCAUGGAAAUGGUGCAAAUUGGUGCUGAAAGAACCAAAAAUGUGCUUAUUUUGAUGAGUGAUACUGGUGGUGGUCAUAGAGCUUCAGCUGAGGCUAUUAGAGAUGCUUUCAAUUUAGAAUUUGGUGAUCAAUAUAGGAUUUUCGUCAAGGAUGUUUGGAAGGAAUACACAGGCUGGCCAUUGAACAACAUGGAGCAACAAUACAAGUUCAUGGUUAAACAUGUUGGCCUUUGGAGCGUCGCAUUUCAUGGCACGUCCCCUCGGUGGAUACACUCCGUCUAUCUUGCUGCUAUUGCCGCCUUCUAUGCAAAGGAGGUAGAAGCUGGCCUGAUGGAGUACAAGCCAGACAUAAUCAUUAGUGUUCAUCCUCUUAUGCAGCACAUUCCUUUAUGUGUUCUUAAAUGGCAAGGCCUGCAGAAAAAAGUAAUUUUUGUAACAGUUAUUACGGAUCUCAACACUUGCCAUCGCACAUGGUUUCAUCCGGGAGUCAAUCGUUUGUACUGCCCCUCAGAGGAGGUAGCAAAGAGAGCCUCACUAGAUCGCUUGGGAGAAUCUCAAACACGUGUUUUUGGUUUGCCCAUCCGGCCUUCUUUUUGCCGGGCAGUUCUUUCCAAAGAUGACCUUAGAAUAGAACUUGAGAUGGACCCCACAUUGCCAGCGGUUUUGCUGAUGGGUGGCGGUGAAGGGAUGGGUCCUGUGAAAAAAACUGCAAAGGCUCUUGGGGAAGCACUCUUCGAUAAGCAACUUGGCAAACCUAUAGGUCAAAUGAUUGUCAUAUGUGGACGCAACGAAGCCCUAGCAUCCACAUUACGAUCACUCGAAUGGAACAUCCCCGUCCAGAUCAAAGGAUUUCAGAAACAGAUGGAGAAGUGGAUGGGUGCUUGUGAUUGUAUUAUCACAAAGGCUGGACCUGGUACAAUUGCGGAAGCAUUAAUCAGGGGACUUCCCAUUAUUCUGAACGACUACAUCCCUGGACAAGAGAAGGGAAAUGUUCCCUUUGUAGUUGACAACGGAGCUGGUGUUUUCACGCGACGCCCUAGAGAAACAGCUCGGAUCGUUGCAGAAUGGUUUACCACCAAAAGCGACGAGCUGAAAAGGAUGUCAGCGAACGCGCUUAAACUCGCACAACCUAAUGCUGUAUUUGAUAUUGUGAAGGAUAUACAUGAAUUGGCAUGCCAGAGAGGUCCUCUUGCCAACAUUCCUUAUAUGUUAACAUCUUCAUUUUCAAGCCUAAUUUAGCAUAACAGUCUCUAGUUUGUUUGCUUUCUAGUAGCAUAUUAUGUAGAGAGUAGGUUCAUUCUUUGGCCACAAAGGCUUGGUGCUCAUUGUAAGAUGUAAUUAUUUUGCUAGUCAAAUUCUGAUCCAUGGGUAAAAAAUAUAAGAGAUGGAGGAUUGCCAAGAAAAAAGAAAAAAAAAAAGUGAAGGUGCAUUUUUCUUGGAGUUUUGUGUGGAAAUAGAAAAGUGUGAUUAUGAUUUUUUGACUCUA